CCCCUCUUAUUAAAACUAAAAUAAAUAAAUAAAUAACAAAGAGCAGCCAUAGAGCCCUCCGGCAACGCCACUGGGCAUCCGCUCAUCCCCUACGGCGGGGCUAUGUCGGGUGUCCCACCGAGACCAACAUCCACCGUGUCGGAACCCUACACGCCGCCGCCCCCACCAGGAAAAGCUGAGUUGAUUCCGACGGCUCUUUACAGGCAGGGAUCAUGGUCGCCGGACGCGUCGAGGGAGGAGGCGUGGCAACGGCGGAGGAAGGGGAGGAGCAAGAAAGAGCGGAAUCGGAGCUUGACGGCGGAGGAUCUGGAGGAAUUGAAGGCGUGUCUGGAGUUGGGUUUUGGAUUUGAGUCACCCGAAUUGGACAGCCGGCUUUCCAAUACGUUGCCGGCUUUAGGACUGUAUCAUGCUGUGAAUAAAAGUUACAGUGAUUCCAUCUCAAAGUCUGCGAAUAGGACGGCGUUUUCAUCGCCUGAUCGUGAUUACAUCAACUCUCCUUCUCCUCUCGGUAGCCCUCUUGCCAUUUUUGGUUCCUCUGGGGAAAAUCCAAAGGCGGUGAAGACAAAGCUAAGGCAGUGGGCUCAAGUGGUUGCUUGUUCGGUGAAGAACUCAUCAACUUAAAUAUAUCUUAAAUUAUCGACCACUAUGGUUAACUUUAAACUUAACCAUAGUUAACAAAUUUGCAUAUGCCAAGAAGAAAAAUUAAAAAAAAAAAAGGGUCAUAAUCCAACCACCACCUAUUAUCAUUACUCUUUUGUAUCUACCCUUCCUUUAAAUUCUUAGUAAUAUGAUCUUGGGUUAUAUAUAUAAUAGUAAAGAGAAAAAAAGAAAAAAAAUGUGAAUUGUUUUGUUUGUGAAAUAAUUAGCUAUUUUGAGUGUAUAUUUAUUAAUUUUGGAGUUGUGAAGUUUGAAUUUGUGAGGUGUAUGUUUGGAAUUUUGGAAAUAUUAUGUAUGAAUUAAAUAGGUUUUUUUUUUUUUUUUCUUAAA
This is a messenger RNA of Cucumis sativus (cucumber), 987 nucleotides long. RefSeq lists its product as uncharacterized. Bases 103 to 621 code for a protein of 172 amino acids. NCBI's taxonomy places the organism in Eukaryota, Viridiplantae, Streptophyta, Magnoliopsida, Cucurbitales, Cucurbitaceae. The record is from RefSeq and is a predicted model, not a curated record. The transcript has 2 exons.